UUGUUUAUUUAUUAGAAUGUCGAAAUAUCUUGGCUUGGAUCGCUUGGGUAAACUUUUUCAGAUUGUUCGCCAAAAUGGCGGUCUGAAAAAUACCUAUCUCAAAUUGUAUAGAAAUGAUGAUUUGAAAAUCGGUACAUUGGUUGGCACCGACAAAUACGGCAACAAGUAUUACGAAAAUCCCUAUUAUUUCUAUGGCAGAAAUCGUUGGGUUGAAUUUGCCGAACAUGUGAAUAUGGAUUAUGAUGGUUCGCAAAUUCCAGCUGAAUGGUUCGGUUGGAUGCAUUACAAGACCGAUUUGCCACCAAUCCGUGAUGGCAACCGUCCCAAACACAAGUGGAUGGCUGAUCACAGUGAAAAUUUGUCCGGUACUCAAGAACAAUAUAUGCCCUAUAGCACCACCCGUACCAAGAUUGAAGCUUGGGAUCCCAAAAAAGGUUCCGGUUCAAAGUGAUGAGUGGAA
Messenger RNA from Musca vetustissima, 460 nucleotides. RefSeq names its product probable NADH dehydrogenase [ubiquinone] 1 alpha subcomplex subunit 12. The record is from RefSeq and is a predicted model, not a curated record. Lineage: Eukaryota; Metazoa; Arthropoda; Insecta; Diptera; Muscidae. Gene Ontology annotation, biological process: response to oxidative stress; mitochondrial respiratory chain complex I assembly. Gene Ontology annotation, cellular component: membrane. The coding region runs from base 17 to 451 and encodes 144 amino acids. The transcript has 4 exons.